AUGGCGGAGAAGUUCAUUGUUGUCUUCAAAGACAAUGUUACACCAGAUGUGAUCGACCGUUAUGCAGCAAGGGUCGAGGAAUUAGGUGGUAUGAUGAUUCAUAGAUAUGAUGGUACAACUUUGAACGGAUUCGCCGCCGAUCUUACCGAGCAGUGUCUGACUUCGUUGCAAGGAGACGAUCUCAUUGACUAUGUCGAACCCUCGGAUUGA
Messenger RNA from Penicillium arizonense, 210 nucleotides. RefSeq lists its product as uncharacterized. The record is from RefSeq and is a predicted model, not a curated record. The transcript has 3 exons. The coding region runs from base 1 to 210 and encodes 69 amino acids. NCBI's taxonomy places the organism in Eukaryota, Fungi, Ascomycota, Eurotiomycetes, Eurotiales, Aspergillaceae.